Messenger RNA from Vicia faba (fava bean), 522 nucleotides. NCBI's taxonomy places the organism in Eukaryota, Viridiplantae, Streptophyta, Magnoliopsida, Fabales, Fabaceae. The record is from the annotation of a GenBank genome assembly.
AUGAAUCUUAGGUGUUUCACUUUCGCUAUGUUAAUGUUCCUUAUCGCAUUCACUUUCCAUGCCAGCGCCAGUUAUAUUCCAAACAAUAAGCAUUCCAAUUAUAGAAGCUUCCCGAACCAGUUUCUGAUUCCUCAGAACAUAGCUCGGGCCGCGGUGGGGUUACAUCCCUUAUCAUGGGAUGAAAAGCUAACACACUACGCGCAAUCGUACGCCAACCAACGGCGUAACGACUGCGUGUUGGAGCAUUCUAAUGGACCGUACGGCGAGAACAUUUUUUGGGGGAGUGGAAUUGGAUGGAAUCCAGCACAAGCAGUGAGUGCUUGGGUUGAUGAAAAACAGUAUUACAAUUACUGGCAUAAUUCUUGCGUUGAAGGAGAAAUGUGUGGACAUUAUACACAGGUUGUUUGGGGUGCUACAACCAAAGUUGGAUGUGCUAGUGUUGUUUGUUCUCAAGGUAAAGGUACUUUUAUGACAUGUAACUAUGAUCCUCCUGGGAAUUACUAUGGAGAGAGACCUUAUUGA